AUGAUCUUAAUAGGAAGGUUCAUUGGAGGUAUAGGUUGCGGCGCUGCCUUCGUCUACGGACCUAUGUUUAUUUCGGAAAUCGCUGAGGAAUCUAUAAGAGGAACACUGGCAUCUGCUCCAAUUGCAUUUAAUUGUAUAGGCAUUCAAAUGUCCUAUAUACUGGGUUGGUAUCUGACCUACCGAUACAUCGUGUGGGUGAACCUGGCCUGCAGCGUACUGGGAGUGGCGCUUUUGAUGACGGUAACGGAAAGCCCCGUUUACCUUUUGCGACAGAAAAGAGAAGAGGAUGCUAGACUAGCUAUAGCUCAUUAUAGAGGAGAGUCGCCAGCAGUUUUAGAAGAGUUGUCGCAGCUUAAACAACAGAUAACGCCGGUCUUUGAAUUAAUAGCAAAGAAUAUUGAAGACAACCAUAAAACAGAAGAAGCGGAGAAAGAAAAGCUCAAUACGGAUGAUGAUUCUCCACAAAUGAAAACGAGAAUGUCGUCUCUCAAAUUACUAUUUUUAUCACCAUCGUCACGUCGAGGAUUCAUCGUGGUGGGAUUAUGCAUUGUUUUGCAGGUCAUGAUGGGCGUGUUACCCGUGCAAGUGUACGCGAAACAGAUUUUUACCCAAGCAGCCCCAAGUCUGUCGUCUAACUUCUGUUGCGUUAUGUUAGCUACGGUCCUUCUCGUUGGAAGUUUGUCAAGUCUUGUGAUGGCUGACAAGUUUGGAAGAAAGUUCCUUUUAGUAACUUCGUCGAUGUUGGUAGCCCUUUGCGUCUGCUCUAUGGGCAUAUCCCUGCAGACUGGUAUUGUGCCACCGUGGGUGACUGCAGCGCUCAUCCUGGUGUACUGUUUCUCCUACAUGUAUGGAGCCGGAAGCAUACCUUUCGUAUUGAUGGGUGAAUGUUUCAUGCCCGAGGUACAAAGUUUAGCGACUAUACUACUAAUAGAAUUGGCCUGGCUUUCCAAUUUCUUCAUCAUUGGAGUCUUCCCUUUUAUGGUUAAAUACAUCGGUAUCCACGGCUCUUUUUACACGUUCGCUUGCUGCGCCAUUUCCAAUGGUUUCAUUAGCUACUUCCUCGUACCUGAAACUAAAGGUCUCACCAAAGAUCAAAUACAAGAAAAAUUGUUAAGAAGGAAAAAGUAA
Parnassius apollo (apollo) is the source of this 1128-nucleotide messenger RNA. The record is from the annotation of a GenBank genome assembly. Lineage: Eukaryota; Metazoa; Arthropoda; Insecta; Lepidoptera; Papilionidae.